GUCAAGACUGGGCAGCAAAGGCAGCAUUAUGGGCUCAGCAAAGAAUGGCACAGGAACAGAUGGCGCAGUACUACCAGCAGCAGCCACAGCCGCAGGCACCGCCACAGAUGGACCACUAUCAAGUACAUCAACAACCUGGAUAUGGUGGUUUUCAACCAGCUCAGCAACAACCUCCAGUAACUGUCGACAAUCAGCAGUUUCAUCAAGAGGCUGAAGCACCACCCCUCCCUCCUGAGGAGGAGCCAGAACCACCACCACCAGGGUGGGCUGAUGUGCAUCAUGCAGAAGGCAACCAAACAGCUGAUAACAUUGAAACAGUGGCUAUGGAUGACGAAGCUGGAGAAAGCAAUGGCGCUGAGAUUGAAGGAGAAAAUAACAGAAGCCAUUUUGAACAUCAAGAAGAAAGGAAGCCUGCUAUCACACAAGAUUACAACCACCAGCCUGCAGCUCCUGUGCUUCCUGGGAUGCAAACCUUUGAUCAUAACCAUGGCUUCAAUAGGCCCCCUCCACAGCAAUUCAGCCAUGUUGCUCCCCAGCCUAUCGACUAUGGGCAUGGGCAGAGUGUUGAUUACGGCCAUCAAGGCCCUCUUGUUCCAGGUGCUCAGGUUUAUGAUUAUCAACCUCAGUAUGAUAGUCAUUAUUAUCAUCAGCAUCCUUAUGAAAUGGAACGGCAUCACGCUAGGUUUGCACCUGAACAUCCCAAACCUAAAAGCCAUCCUCCGGUUGAAUCUCUGCCUGAUUUAAACGGACUUAGUGAUGUUAAGAAAAAAGCUUUACCCAUGUGGAUAAGAGAAGGCCUUGAAAAACUGGAAAAGAAAAAGCAAAAGAAACAGGAUCAAGAAGAGGAAGAUGAUUCAAAGAAAUCCAAUGUGAAUUUAUCAACAUCUGGGUCAUCUAGCAUAGCUGGUUAUGAUCAUGGAAAAGUUGACUCUCCUGUGGGAACACCAAAGAGCAAUGAUUCUGAUGAGGUACAUGUAAAUCUCAGUGCUAAACUUUCAUUUUCAGAAAAACUACAGUUGAUAUUUUAAUGAAAAAGAAAUGUCUUUACGGUUGCAAGACCUGACGUAGAUGAAUUCUUAGCUAAAUGAUCUGAACAGUACAGGAAUAAUUGAUUAUUGGGAAUGCAAAGCUGUGUGUUGGGGUAGUGUGACUGUAUCUCCUAACUGAAAUCUCUACUAUCAUAUUUAAAAGCGGAAGUAGUCAGCAGUAACAUACAUGUACAGUGUACAUACAUGUAGAGUACCACUCAGAUUUACAUAAGCUCCUACCUCAUGGCAUGCAUCUAAACAAAAUCAAAAAACAGCAUUUAUCUGUAAAGCAUAAAAUAUCCCACUAGGAACAUGUAAGUAUUGUGAUUAUACUGUAAAGCUUCUUGGGGAACUUUUGAGAACCAAUACAGUAGUUGCUGUGUUGUACUGUAUGGAAAGUUCUGUUUAUUAUUUGCUUUCUCAAAGAGGCCAUGCACAUGCCAGCAGUAUACAAUGCUUUCUUGUGGUAUACUCAGGGCACGAUGAAAAGGCUGUCUGAUAGCCUGGGACUAGUGAAACAAUCGGUUGGGCUAGCGCUGUCUUGUCACAGGUUGCCCGACACACAAGCAUGAAGUGGACAUGAGUGAAACACUGUUGCUUGUUUUUUUUUUGUUUUCUUUUUUCCUAAUGGCAAACUUCACAUGUUGUGUUUGACACACAGUCCAUGAGAGAAAGUAAAACAAUCGAAAUGUUUAUUUCUAAGAUAGAGUAAAAUGU
Messenger RNA from Orbicella faveolata, 1745 nucleotides. RefSeq lists its product as uncharacterized. Lineage: Eukaryota; Metazoa; Cnidaria; Anthozoa; Scleractinia; Merulinidae. The record is from RefSeq and is a predicted model, not a curated record.